UGUAGAGAUCAAAUUAUAAAAACAGCGUCGCGGGAGACUGAAAGAUCUGAAAAUAAAACAGCAUCUAAAUGUCUCCGGAUUGUGUAAGUUCAGUUUCACGCAAACUUUUACAGUGUUUAUACAGAUAAUAUCAUCAUAUCUUUAUCAGUUUGUCACAAAAUUUGUGUGUUAAUCUCAUUAGAACAAGAAAAUGGAGGCCGCGAGGCAUCAGGCCGAAUGUACAAAAGAAAAAAUCAAACGACCAGUCAGAAAUAAACGAUACAACAGGAAAGCCUUUGGAGAAGAAAAGCGACCACCCAAGCGCCUUUUCACCCCUGAAAUAAAACGAUUUCUCAAAGACUGGCUGGUUAGACGACGAGAUAAUCCUUACCCAAACAGGGACGAGAAAAAGACUCUCGCAGUCCAGACCGGAUUGACAUACAUUCAAGUGUGCAAUUGGUUUGCGAACUGGCGCAGAAAAUUGAAAAACGCCGGCAAAGAACCACAAAGAAAAACCUGGGGCGACCUCAUAAAAACUUACAAUACUCAAGUGCAAGGAAAUGUGGAGCAUUUCAGCAUUUGCUCGGACGACAGCAUUUGGGAGGAACCGGAUAUCAUUUACGAUGACGCUGAACUACAAAAGUUUGAGGAACGGUUUGCUAAAAACCAGUCAGAUCAUAGUUAUGGACAAUUUUAUCAUGUUAAUAACAAUAAUAAUAAUAACAACAAUAUUGAUAACAGUGACCUCCAAAAUCAAUGUUACUUCGUAAGCUCCACCACAGAAGUAACAGAACAACCAGAAAACCCUUUCAGCCAGUCGGCCAACAAAUACAAAAACCACAUAAUGGAAAAGUAUAUGCGAGACUGUCAAAACGAACCAGAUAAAUCCACAAUGAUUGCCAAAUGGCUACAAAGCGCGGAACGGUUUCGACCUAAUGAAGGAAACUACAUCGAUUGGUCCUUUAAUAAACCUCAAAAGAAAAAGCAGCAACUGCAUAAAGGUGAUGACGGGGUAUACUUAGGACAACAUGGUAAAGAAGAGCUGGAUGCUGCUGAGGCAUUAACUUCGCUCGCCAACGCUAGCAGGCAUCUUAAUUGAUUUGUUAUGAGCGUUUGAUGAGAAAUAGGAGUGGAGCAAAAGUUUUUUUAAUUAAAUUGUCACUUAUUUGCUCAAAUUUUGAUUAUGUACUUUUUUAUUUAUAUAAGUAGUUUUUAAACUGUGAUCGAAAUAUGUUUGUUAAGUGUAUUAAAUUGUUUUUAAAGCAA
Molecule: messenger RNA, 1245 nt
Organism: Anthonomus grandis grandis
Lineage: Eukaryota; Metazoa; Arthropoda; Insecta; Coleoptera; Curculionidae
Product: homeobox protein Mohawk-like
Exons: 5
Coding region: 191-1078 (295 amino acids)
Biological process (GO): cell development; muscle organ development; regulation of transcription by RNA polymerase II
Cellular component (GO): nucleus
Molecular function (GO): RNA polymerase II cis-regulatory region sequence-specific DNA binding; DNA-binding transcription factor activity, RNA polymerase II-specific
Source: RefSeq, a predicted model, not a curated record